AAGCGGGCGGAAGGAGGGCGGAGAUCACGGGAGGCGUACGUAAGAAAAAGUUAUGGGAGUUCAAGUGGUGCUGUGAGAUAAGAUCCUCGCAGUCGGAGUUUGUCGGCUCGCCGAGCAACUCGGCGGCGUUUAUUUGUCCGCUCUUUGUCCGCGCGGUGAUAUGUCAAGACCGUGAUAGCGCGAUUUCAUCGGUCUGUUAAGAGUGGAAAAGCGUGUAAUAAUGGCGGGCGAAUCACUUUUGGUUAAUUCAACCGGCAAUUAUACCGAUCAUCCGACGUUUCCGAGGCCUGUAACCAUCGUCGCCGCUGUCUGCGCCAUCGUUUUUGGAAUCGUUGGAGUUACAGGAAACUUGAUGACGGCGAUAGCUCUCCUCAAAUAUCCAAGGAUAAGGAAACACGCCACCACCGCAUUCGUAAUCAGUCUGAGUAUUUCGGAUCUGAUAUUUUCCGCGAUCAAUAUGCCCGUCACCGCGAGUCGCUACAUCGAAUUGAACUGGAUUCUCGGUGGAGUGAUGUGCAGAUUAUUCCCAAUAUUCUUCUACGGAAACGUGGCAGUUUCGCUGCUCAGCAUGGUAGCCAUAACGAUCAACAGAUACCUGUUGAUUUCGAGGCCAGACAUUUACCCGGAGAUCUACACAGACCGAGGAAUAACGAUGAUGCUGAUCGGCAUAUGGGUGGUAAGCUUCAGUAUCCUGAUACCAUCGGCGCUGGAUAAAUGGGGAACACUCGGUUUGGAUGAGAAGACAUUUUCAUGCACGAUACUGAAGAAGGACGGCCGAAGUCCGAAGAAGUUGCUGUUCGUGAUCGGUUUCGCGAUACCGUGCCUGGUGAUAAUCGUCUCCUAUCUUUGCAUUUACUGGCGGGUGCGUCAGAGCUUGAAAAAAUUGCAAGCCCAUUCCGGUGGUAAACGGGGUGGUUUUCAGCGCAAGGAAGACUCGCGGGUGACGCGACUGAUGCUGACGAUAUUCCUCUGCUUUUUGCUGUGCUUCAUGCCGCUGAUGGUCGCCAACGUCGUCGACGAGAACAUGGAGAUGCCGGUCUUCAACGUGAUAGCCUCCAUACUAUCGUGGGCUUCAUCUGUCAUCAACCCCUUCAUUUACGCCGGCACGAACAGACUUUAUAGAGAAGCUUACAAGCAACUCUUGUGCCCACCGAGGUCGAGUAACAGAACUUUUAGACCUCCAAGGCCGACUCAUUCUCAUUCUAGCAAAGUUUCAUCGCCAAAUGUGACGUAGC
Diprion similis is the source of this 1235-nucleotide messenger RNA. It is a transcript of the gene Tre1, whose product is annotated as protein trapped in endoderm-1. The transcript has 3 exons. Lineage: Eukaryota; Metazoa; Arthropoda; Insecta; Hymenoptera; Diprionidae. Gene Ontology annotation, cellular component: membrane. Bases 221 to 1234 code for a protein of 337 amino acids. Gene Ontology annotation, molecular function: G protein-coupled receptor activity. Gene Ontology annotation, biological process: G protein-coupled receptor signaling pathway. The record is from RefSeq and is a predicted model, not a curated record.